AUGAAUGAUACAAUUACACUUUUUUGCCGACUCUGUGCUGAAUUACAAACAGAAACACAAUUAAUAAAUAUAAAUGAUGAGAAAUCAACAAAUCUAAAUUUAGUAUACAAAAUAUUUCAUUGUUUUUUAGUGAAAAUAACAGACGACGAUAAUUUACCAAAAAAUAUUUGUGUAAUAUGUUGUGAUAAAGUAAUUGGUGCAUAUGAGUUUUAUGAACAAGUACAAAAUGCACAAGAAAUCCUUAAAAAUAAAAUAGUCGAAGUGAAAAAUGAGAUAUUUGAUACACCGGAUGAUGAUAUUAAAAGCGACCAUAGUUUUAUAGAUAAUUCAUCGAAUUUUGAAAUUAAAUUAGAAGAAUUGGAUGAUGAAAAAUCUUUAUUGGAAAGAAAGCGAGGUCGACCCAAGGGAUCAAAAACACAAAAACGUAGAAAAUUGAAAAUUGAGAAACCUGAAAGACAAAAAUUAAUUAAAGAAUGGAAAAAUUUUAAGUGGAAAUGUAUAGAUUGCAACGAAGAAUUAAGUUGUGUAAAAGAUUUACGCCAUCAUUAUUCUGAAAUACACAGCAAACCCACACAAUAUGCAUGUUUUGAAUGUCCACAAGUGUAUGAUAGUUACGAUCGUUUCAAAUCUCAUUUACGCGUGCAUCGAAAAAAAUAUAAGUGUGAUUUAUGUGGUAAACAUUGUUUUCAUAGAGCACAUUUAGAACAUCAUUUAUUAACACAUUCCAAUUCAACACCGUAUAGAUGUUCUCAUUGCGAUAAAUCAUUUAAAACAUCAAAGUCACUUUUAAGUCAUCAAAAAUCUCAUUUACCAAACGAAAUAAAAUUUAAAUAUGAGUGUGAACUUUGUCAAAAAAAAUUUACUACGAAACGAAUUUUAUUAUUUCACAAAAAAAAUCAUUCAUCCGGUACACAAAAUUAUAUUUGCGACCAAUGUGGCCGUCAUUUUCGACAAAAAACAAAUUUAAAUCAGCAUAUUGCAACACACUUAGAAGUAUCGCCAUAUCAUUGUGAACAAUGUCCAAAAGUAUUUAAAAAUAUAUAUCGUCUAAGAAAACACCAAAAAAGUCAUACAGAGGGUAAAACACAUACGUGCGAGGUGUGUCGAAGAGCUUUUAGAGAAAAGCGAGCUUUAGUACGACAUGCAAAAAUACAUACAGGAGAAUUACCAUUUGAAUGUGAAUAUUGUAAAAAAUGUUUUCGUUUAAAAUCAUUUUUGAAGAUUCAUUUGAGACAACAUACAGGAGAACGACCGUAUUCAUGUUUAGAAUGUAAUCAUCAUUUUGCGAAUUCUUCGAAUUUUAUUAAGCAUAUGAAAGGCCGGCAUGGUAUGAAUCAUUUUUCGGUGGCACAACAACAUCAAUUUCCACCAGUAAGUUAAUAAAGUGUACACUUUAAAAAAUAUUUUAAACUUAAA
This is a messenger RNA of Chrysoperla carnea, 1416 nucleotides long. Its product is annotated as gastrula zinc finger protein XlCGF57.1-like. The record is from RefSeq and is a predicted model, not a curated record. Bases 1 to 1380 code for a protein of 459 amino acids. Lineage: Eukaryota; Metazoa; Arthropoda; Insecta; Neuroptera; Chrysopidae. The transcript has 8 exons. Gene Ontology annotation, molecular function: zinc ion binding. Gene Ontology annotation, cellular component: nucleus.